Molecule: messenger RNA, 7146 nt
Organism: Plodia interpunctella (Indianmeal moth)
Lineage: Eukaryota; Metazoa; Arthropoda; Insecta; Lepidoptera; Pyralidae
Gene: Sik2
Product: Salt-inducible kinase 2
Exons: 10
Coding region: 501-4217 (1238 amino acids)
Biological process (GO): intracellular signal transduction; protein phosphorylation
Cellular component (GO): cytoplasm
Molecular function (GO): ATP binding; protein serine/threonine kinase activity
Source: RefSeq, a predicted model, not a curated record
UCGCAGGUAGUGUGGUCCAUGAGUACUCGCGUCGACUCGAUCGACUCGGCCCAGUUCAGUACCCGGUUGACAGCCGGCGAGGCGGCGGCGGCGACGGAGCCCUAUUGUGAAUAACGCGCACGCCGCCUCUGCGCGAUUUCCUAUCUUGUAAAUAUUUUUUGUACACAAAUGCCUAAUGUGCUAAAUGUUAAAACUAUGCCAGCCUGGACUUUAUGAUACCUUUAUUAUUAAACGUGUUUUAUGAAACAUCUACCGUAAUAUCUUUGAUAUGAUCUUUACCAAUGAAUAAACAAUAAUGGACGUAAAUUUUAAUGCUUGAACUUACGUGUGUUUGCGGACAAUGACGUUAAUAUUUUGCCUAAAAUAAACAGUAGUGUCGUUUCUGAAACUAGUGUAAAAACUGAUGAUUACUUACAUAUUGCGGCUAAACAAGUGAAUACCGUUUGCUUACUAUGUUUUGAUAUCACCAUAAUUCUGGUGCGAUUAGUGUAUAAAAUUACAUGUCGAAUCUUGCAAUCAAGCAGUUGACAAUGGCGGAGCGAGAACGUCCCGCUAAAACCCCUAUUAGGGUGGGAUUUUACGAUAUCGAGAGGACCAUUGGCAAGGGAAAUUUUGCCGUCGUUAAACUAGCACGACAUCGAAUAACGAAGACUGAGGUAGCAAUUAAGAUAAUAGAUAAAUCACAAUUAGACGCCAGCAACCUUCAGAAGGUCUACCGAGAAGUGGAUAUCAUGAAGAGAUUGGAUCAUCCUCACAUAAUUAAGCUUUAUCAGGUCAUGGAGACGAAGAAUAUGAUAUACAUAGUUUCUGAAUACGCAAGUAAAGGAGAAAUUUUUGAUUACAUCGCGAGGUAUGGCCGCAUGGCAGAGCAGGCGGCCCGGAGGAAGUUCUGGCAGAUCCUGUCUGCCGUGGAGUACUGCCACGAGAGGCGAAUAGUCCACAGAGAUCUCAAGGCGGAGAACUUAUUACUGGACGCGAACAUGAAUAUCAAGAUCGCGGACUUCGGCUUCAGUAACUACUACGCGACUGGGGAACUCCUGGCCACGUGGUGCGGUUCUCCCCCCUACGCCGCACCCGAGGUCUUCGAAGGAAAGCGGUACACCGGUCCAGAAAUUGACAUAUGGAGUCUCGGGGUAGUACUAUACGUGUUGGUGUGCGGAGCACUACCCUUCGACGGCUCCACCCUCCAGUCAUUAAGGGAUCGGGUGCUAUCGGGAAGAUUCAGGAUACCUUACUUUAUGAGCGAAGAUUGCGAGUCUUUAAUCCGCAAGAUGUUGGUGCUGGAGCCGAUGAAGCGGUACACCAUAGAGCAGAUAAAGAAGCACCGCUGGAUGUCGUCGGAGCCGUACGCGGCGCCGGCGGUGGCGGUUGACCCGGCGCGCAGUCCAGCCCAUGCGCCCGCGCAACAUGACCCUAACGAACAGGUGCUGCGGCUCAUGCAGAGUCUGGGGAUCGAUCCUGUUAAGACUAAAGAGAGCCUUAGAUCCAACAGCUACGACCACCACGCGGCGAUUUACCUUCUCCUUCUGGAGCGACUCCGCGCAAGGGCUGCUGGUGGCGCCACUGUACCGUGCCCAGAGAGGACCAGGCCUACGAGACGGCCCUCGUCGGUCGCCGACCAGGCUUUGUCCAGGGAGGUCCAAGAUGGGAGAAGAGAACAUCACACGAGAUUACUGCACUCUGGUGACUCUCAAUCAAGGGAGUACAGUAGGGCAACCCCUACACUGUCAGCUGCCCCAGCCGACUCCUCGACUGCUGAAACGCAGCGGUUACUCUCCCUUGCGGGUGUCAACAUGACUGAACAGAGGCUGCUCCAGCGAAACUCCGACCCCUCGGACACGCACCGGAGCUUUCUAGUCUCUAACCUUGAUGCCGCAUCCAAGAACCAUGAAGCAGAAUCCACAAGGCUACUAUCCAUGAGAAAUAUCGACGUAUCACAAUCAACCCAAAGGUUAGGCUCUAAACUAAAUGAUAUCGUCCCUACGCAUAGACUGCUUUCCUCAACUUAUGAACAGCAGCAGAAUAUACUAAAACAAUCAAGCGAGGACUGCAGACGAUUACUUCAACAAUCAACAACUGUCGGACCUGAAACUAAUAAAAGUACCAACGAUGGUACCAGAUUAUUGACGUCCUCCAGUUUUGAUUCAAAAUGUGCCAUCGACGGCGGAAGAAAUUUGGCAAUCAACGAUCACAACGUGGUUGCAAAUUUUCUGCAAAAUUCUGCUUCAGCGACAAAUUUCAACGCGGAACCCGUUAAGAUGCCGAGCUCAACGACUUUCACGAUGUGUUCUGAAGCAGCAAAAUUAAUGAAUACCUUGCAACAGUCACCUUUACCAUUGAAAGGAACUGUUAACUUAAGCACUAGUCCAAUACCGUCACAAUUAACCGAUACCAAACUUAGUAGUGUUUUAGAACAACCAAAGCCAUUAGAGUCAACGAGGUUAGUUUCGCAAGCACAGCAACAAGAUUUAAGCCGUCUGCAAACGAGUACCCCUCCGUUCAAAGACUACAUGAAUCAUCAACUGCCAACCUACUCAUAUUUGCAAAACUUGCCGCCCAUUUCUAAUACGAACGAAACGAAUUUUUCUACAGCCACUGGUGACUUAUUUCCGAAUACGUUGUAUAGACAAGAUAGCAAAUUUUCGUUGAAUAGAUAUACAACAGGUCAGACUUUUACGCAAGGUCUCCACGGCAAUGCGCCAGAAGCCACAAAAUUUCAACAACAGUAUUCAUCUUCGACCGAUGAGGGUUGCGAGACAGACAUGGAGGACGUGGCGAGCGUGCCUAGCGGAGUCCAAAACAGAUUGAGCUCGUGCGCUAGUUCUAGUUCCAGUAGCGGAGUUAUCACUUUUUUUAACAAUAAAAGCCUCAGUCAAAACCUAAGCUGUGACUCUUCACAGAGCAAUUUUUCCACGUUUGAAAGUCUAGAUUAUCAGCUAUCGGAUUGCUCUAGUGAAUUAGCCAGUAGCCUGCCCAGUUGCACGUCAAAUGAUGAUAAACUAGCUUAUGAAAAUAGUUCAUUAGUUAAUACCAGCCCGAUGCAUCCUUGUGUUUAUAUAUCUUCAUAUAAUAGUAAAACUCCAGGAACUGGGUUCAUCACUCGACAUAAUCCACUUAACUAUCAAACACCUAAUAAAAACUGUCCCCGCGCCAUAAAUCGCAGUCCCGUAGACUUUAGAGAAGGACGUCGAGCCAGCGACGGGCUCGUGGCACAGCAAGCCGCACAGUCUAACGAAUCGCAAAAAAAUAGUUUGGCAUUCAAUAGUCAACGACUAAACGAAAAUUGUAAAGCAAAAGGAGUUUUAGAACUACAUUUGGUCCAGAAAGAAGCGCAAAAGUUAAAAACUCAGUAUCAAUCUACGAUUCCUGCCGAAGAAAUGACUCAGAGGCAACUGCAACAUAAUCAGUUUGCAGCCACAUUUAGCCCUCAUACAUAUUUAGAAACAAAGAAUCCUACCAAACGUAUAAGUCUUCCGGAAACUUUCAAUUAUUCGAGUACGUCUCCGCCUAUGCCAGCUAGUCCAAAAAUGGUGGCUCAGUUGCAAGAACCAACGGAUUUGCCGCACGGAGCUACAGUAUCGCAAGUCAGCAAGCCACCUUUGCAGCAGCAAUUGAUGCAACACAGACUGUUUCAACAGAAGCGACAACUGCUUCAAAAGCAGAUGACUCCUCCCAAUAUGCCGGCUCACGAGAUGAGUCCUCUUCAUAGCCUCGCGGUUUCCGGACUCAGCAGGAGACAAAUGCUACGCCAACAGAGUUACAAAAUAGCUCAACAGCAGCAAAUCUUGCCUCCCCUGCCUCUGACCGAAACCGAGAACAGAGAUCUUCUCGCGUUCCAAGCUAUAGUAGAAGGGCCGCAUCGUUCUCCGAAGCCGAAGGAGGAGGGUCAAGAGGACGUCUCAAAGUUUGCAUAUCAAGGGUCGAUGGAGAUAAGCAUAAUGAACAAAGACAGGUUGGGCAACGAGAACUGGUCGAACUUGCCGUCGAGCCUGCAGAGCGCGUGUCAGAUCUCGGAGCUGGGGCGCGAGGCGGGCGCGGGGCGCGAGACGGCCGCGGCGGACGGCGCGUGGCCCGCGCACUGGAGCGCCGGCCUGUUCCAGCCGCAGCCCUGCUUCCAGCAAAAUUGGCAGGGCCACAGCCUGCCGCCGACAGCGGCCAUGCUCCCGCUCAGCGAGAGUCCUAUUCUGGAGCUGACUGAACAAAUGGAAUCUAUUUAGCUAACGCAACACCAAACAUAGAUCAACAUUUGUUUUCACCUUAUCAGUUGGGAGUAGUAAAAAAUUAUAUUUAACACAAUGUAUGUUAAAGAUUUGCUAGAAUAUGACCCGAAAGGCAACAAUGUCUUUUGAAUGUCGGUGAAUCGGACACAAUCUAAAUUCAAAUGGACAUUUUUGAUGACACCCAUUCGCGCUGUUUGUUGCCCUUGCGUUUUUGUUUGAAUUUAAUUUAUAAGUGAUUUAAAAAAACGCUUCAAUGUCAAUAGCAAUAAAUAAGAGUGGGUUGCACCAGUCGACUUUGACGUUAACAUAAACCAGCGCGCUGCCGCCGAGUAGAUAAAAUGGCGUAGGUACUUUCCAUUGUUCUACGCUGGUUAAAGUUAACGUCAAAGUUGACUGAUACCCUUUGAGUUUUAAUGUUACUGUUUUUGAGGUUCUACCAUACGUACUUAUAAGCAUUGAACAAUGAGAGUAAUGACUAAUUUUUGCAUUAAACAUUAUUUUACUUACAUAUUAAGACUAUUCGCGCAUUCCAUUUUUUACCAAUUCAUAUAAUCUUGAACAAUAAGAGUAGACUUUUAGAACAAUUGUAAUCUAAAAUAGGUGCACUACUGUAAGUCAAUAUAUAAAAUUAGAAACGCAUUAAAUAAGGUAGUGAUAAAUGAUGUGACAAUAUCAACGUAGACUAAGAUGAGUGUGUUAUGUACGUUGGGUUUUUUUAUUGCAUUUAUGUCAGUCCGUUUUGCCCACUGGAAAAAAAUCUUACGAAGGUGGAUGAUUGCAUAUUGAUAUGCAUGGUGGUCAUACAUGGAUAUUUUUUUUUACCAAAUAUCUUAUUAAAUAUGAAUGAAAUUUUAAUCAUGCCUAAGUAAUAUCACUUUUUUAAAUUGCAGAUGGAUGAUAUACUUACUGUUUUAUUUACCACAACUAUGUUCACAUCAUCCGCUUUUUAAUGUUUAGAAGUAACAAUACUGCGUGUCGAUUUUGCCUAGUUUAACUCAAUUUUAAGUCUCGAUAGUCGACGGAGCAUGUAAAUUAAAACUAUCGAGCCGAUGUUACAGAAUCUACGUCCUAAACUUCUACAAUUAUGUCGAAUAAUGUGUUGCGCUAGUCACCUUAACUUUGCACGCCGUCGUCGUUUAGACAAAAUAGCGUGCUUUCAAGUUAACUGGCGCAACUCACACUUUUAUCAAUCAAUCAAUCAAUUUGUUGAAUGGCAAUCGCGCGUAGAACUUGAGUUCCCUGUAAAUAAACUACCUCCUAAUUAUUGUUGAAUACAAGACUGAAUUCAGUGUCAAUUCAGAGUAACGUGAACUUACUAGUAACCUUUGGAUGUACUAAAUGGCUGUAUAUACUUUCUUGAUUAAUAAAAAAUCUCAUAAUAGUUAAUAGUUAGUAGGUAAGAGUAGGAACUCAAAAAUAUUAGUUGAAUAAGUUCUAUAAAAACGAUUGUAGAUUAUAGUGUCACAUUUAAAUUCAAUGUUCGGAAUGGAGUUUUAGAUGUUUAAAAUUUUUUAACUGAAUUUUAUUAUUUAUAGAUGUUUGGUAGCCUAUAUUACACAAUCGAGGCAAUUUUUAUUAUCGGAUAUAAUUUUUUCUUUUGAAAGCAUACAGAAUUUUGGGAUUUCAUAGCAAACAUUGCACAUAUUAUAUAUAUUUGUUUGUAUAUAGUAUGUAUACAAACAUAUAGAAAUAUAUGCAAUAUAGUAAUCGAUACUAUAUUAUAUCUGUAAAGUAUAUGCAGCCAGAUGGUAACAAAUGGAAAAAAUGAUGAGUUUAUUGAUUAUUCGGAUAAUCCAGCGCUCGUUGUUAUAAGUACAAUGGUUAUUUUAACUAAAUCGAAUAAACAAUUAGACAUAUCAGAAUAUGGAUACAAUAAGUGGUGUCCAUGAUUCGUUAUAGGCGUAGAAUGAAAUGCUAUUAAUAAUUUAUUGAUUUAUUUUAAGUUCUUUUUUAUAGUUUCUUAUGGAUUACCUGUUAUGGAUACCUGAAGAACGUUCUUGUUUAAUGUAAAAAAUAAUGGUUUAAAUUUAAACCAAUCAUAAACUCAAUAAUUUGCAUACUUUCUGUGCUUUGAUAAAUUAUGGCGCCGUUGCGUCGUAGCAUACGCUCUAUACUACAUGUAGCACUUGCUACGACAACCGACUCUCCGCUACGAGUGCUACGUCGUAGAUGUGCUGUGACAAAGUAAAUGUUCUACACCAUUUGCAAUGAUAUUACGAGAAAUAACAUGGAAAAUAUUCACUUAGAUAUCGAUUUUUUUUACAUUUAAAUAUCAACAAUGUUUGUGUGCUCUGUAAAAUAUUUACAUCAAUGAUGCAGUCAACUUCUGUGAAGUUUGUCUAACAAUGCAUUCUAAAAAAUACUCACAAAGUUUUACAUUGUUUUUUGUGUGAAUUGCAAAACGAUACGAGCUUUUCCUACACCGGAUUUAUCCUGAUACUUUCACUCUGAGAAUUUUUGGUAUUUCGAUCUCGGUAAGUAGUAUGUAUUGUACGUAGUGGUACUCGUUAACGCGCUGGUCACUAAAAAGCUUUACUGAACAAUAACAUACGUAAGGUUAUAAUAAUAUAAUAAUAGAAACCAUUAAUACAACGUAACUAUAGAAAUGUAGCAUAGGAGUUUUGAGGCUUUUACACUUUUAGUAAUAUUGUCAAUAUCAUUGUAUUAUACCGACAUGUUUUAGCAUCAUUAAACGCAAUUUAAUCUAACAAUGACCUUUAGAUAACGUAGCCAUUUUAUAUAAAACUACAAAAUAAUUACGUAGACCAGCAAUAUUGACGUAUUCACUGUUACACUGCUUUCGAUCGGCUAUACUAUCGAUUUAAGUAGGAUUUUAAUGAUUUUUUUACGUUAUAAAAAAGUUGUUUUGGUUGUGAAGACGGCUGAUUGUUAAAUCAAUGUAUAGAGCAGUCAAUACAAAACUAUG